GUGACCAUGCAUGCCAAGCCUUGAACAGACGUGAGUCACGUGUGUUGGAUGUUAUCGAGCUCGCAGAUUGCACCUUCCCUCACACAUAAUAGACGACAGAUGCCAUUGUCGCGCCACGCUAGCAAUCUUCCUUCCUGCGCUCUGUUCAGCCUGAGUAUACGUCUACAAGCGCUAUAACGACCCGUCAACACCCACUCCCAACAACGCCAUUCUCGCCGCAUCCAUAGCGGUCAUAGCCCACUGAGUAACCACACCUUUCCUGCUCCACUUGCCGUGAACGGCUGCUGAGUCCAACAUGAGCAAGCUUGCGGCGCUCCGAGAGGAGCUCGCGGGGUAUGAAGAUGACCUCAACACGUGCAUCGAGUACCUCGCCCUCGAGCCGGACGACGCAGAUUCGAAAGACACCAAGACGUUGCUGGAGGAGCAGAUAGUCGACGUCAAAGCGCGCAUUGCCGAGGAGGAGUCGAGGCAACAGGCAACCGCACCACCGCCACCGCCACCGCCACCCACUGGCAGCGACAUCCCGCCCCCGCCGCCAAAGUAUGACAUGACGCGCCACCCCAAGUUCCUCGAGCAAUCUCACGACGCGCCCCCACCCCUGCCCCCGGACGAGCAGCAAAGCUUCCACGUGAAAGAUGUCGUCAUGGCGAAGUGGUCCGAAGACAAGCAAUGGUACCAAGCCACCGUCGUCAGCAAAACCGGCAGCUCCGCCGACCCCGUCUACACCGUCACCUUCAAGGGCUACAACAACACCGAGACCAAGCGCAAACACGAGAUCAAGCCCGUGCACGUGACCGAAAGCAAGAAGCGGAAGGCUGACGGCUCCCCAGCAGUCUCUUCCACCAAUACCAACGCCGCGACUGCCUCUCCUGCGGCACCGACCAACACGAUUGCGGUAGGCCACGUGAUCAGCGCGGCGCCAGCAGUCAAUACUUCCCUCAUGCCGCCCAAGCGCGAGCCGAGUAAAGUCAGCGACGGGCCUACGCGGAUGGCGCCCGAGCCGAAGAAGUUGAAGGGGCAGAAGCAGCUGGCGAAGAACCAGGAGGGGUGGAAAGCGUUCCAGGCCGUCGGACCGAAGAAGGCUGCUCUUGGUGGUGGUGGUGGUGGUGGUGGCGGUGCCGUCAAGCAGAAGGACAGUAUGUUGCGUACUCCUGAUAAUCCAAAGGCCAAGGUUGGGUUUACGGGGAGUGGCAAGGCGAUGCAGAAGGAUCCGGCGAUGAAGCGGUGGAAUUAUAAGGAUAGUGUGGAGGAUGACUGAUCGUCAUGCUCUCGCAGAGGGGACUCCGUUUGAUGGAUGGCGUUCUCUGUGGAGUUGGCACUUACAGACGGUAAGCCAAAGCGUCGUCUUUUAGUUAUAUGGCACCAGCAUGACGGGCAGGGCAAGGCAAGGCAACUGAUUGAGCUUUGCAACGGCGUAAACCUCCUGUGGCGGGACGCUCGGCGGGUCAAUGGUGGACGACGACACCAUUUUCGCCGCGCUUGCAUCGCCGGGAAGCACCAUCGUCGAACGGCGCCAGAGUGAUUGACGAGUUUCUGCCGAGGUUGCCGCGAAGGCCGGCCCAAGCGAUGAGAAGUA
This is a messenger RNA of Baudoinia panamericana UAMH 10762, 1576 nucleotides long. RefSeq lists its product as uncharacterized. The record is from RefSeq and is a predicted model, not a curated record. Lineage: Eukaryota; Fungi; Ascomycota; Dothideomycetes; Mycosphaerellales; Teratosphaeriaceae. The transcript has a single exon. Bases 296 to 1258 code for a protein of 320 amino acids.